AUGGCAGCAGCAAGACACAGCACGCUCGACUUCACGCUUGGCACCAAAGCUGAUGGUGAGGCCACUCUGAAAGGCCUUCAGUCCAUUUUUCAGGAGCAGGGGAUGACAGAGUCCAUGCACACCUGGCAGGAUCAUGGAUAUUUAGCAACUUACACAAACAAGAAUGGCAGCUUUGCCAAUUUGAGAAUUUAUCCACAUGGAUUGGUGUUGCUGGACCUUCAGAGUUACGACAGUGAUGUGCAAGGCAAACAAGAAACUGAUAGCUUUUUGAACAAAAUAGAAGAAAAAAUGAAAGAAUUGAGUCAAGACAGUACUGGGCCGGUGAAGCGAUUACCACCUAUAGUUCAAGGAGGGGCCAUUGACAGAUACUGGCCUACAGCUGAUGGGAGCCUGGUUGAGUAUGACAUAGAUGAAGUGGUGUAUGAUGAAGAUUCACCCUAUCAGAACAUUAAAAUUCUACACUCAAAGCAGUUUGGAAAUAUUCUCAUCCUUAGCAGGGAUGUUAAUUUGGCAGAGUGUGACUUGGCAUAUACCAGGGCCAUCAUGGGCAAUGGUAAAGAAGACUACAAUGGCAAAGAUGUACUGAUUCUGGGAGGUGGAGAUGGAGCCAUAUUAUGUGAAAUUGUCAAACUGAAACCAAAGAUGGUCACUAUGGUAGAGAUUGACCAAAUGUUAAUUGAUGGAUGUAAGAAAUACAUGCGGAGAACAUGUGGAGAUGUCUUAGACAACCUUAAAGGAGAUUGCUAUCAGAUUCUUACAGAAGACUGUAUUCCAGUACUGAAGAGGUAUGCCAAAGAAGAGAGAGAGUUUGAUUAUGUGAAUAAUGAUUUGACAGCUGUCCCUAUCUCUACAUCUCCAGAAGAAGAUUCCACAUGGGAGUUUCUCAGACUAAUUCUUGACCUGUCAAUGAAGGUUCUGAAACAGGAUGGAAAAUACUUCACACAGGGAAGCUGUGUCAACUUGACUGAAGCCCUAUCGCUCUAUGAAAAACAGCUGGGGCGCCUGUAUUGUCCUGUGGAAAUCUCAAAAGAGAUUGUCUGUGUCUCUUCAUACUUGGAAUUGUGGGUAUUUUACACUGUUUGGAAGAAAGCUAAGCCUUAA
Molecule: messenger RNA, 1101 nt
Organism: Grammomys surdaster
Lineage: Eukaryota; Metazoa; Chordata; Mammalia; Rodentia; Muridae
Product: spermine synthase-like
Exons: 1
Coding region: 1-1101 (366 amino acids)
Biological process (GO): spermine biosynthetic process
Molecular function (GO): spermine synthase activity
Source: RefSeq, a predicted model, not a curated record